CAACUAGCUAAAAAGGGUCUGGUCUCUAUGGCUCGACCUCCUCGCUUGUCUGGGAAGGAUAAAGACACGUUUGCUUAUUUUACUAUCCGGGACCGCAUGCCAGUCAUUCUCACGAAGGCUAUUGAUACCGUCCACAAGCACGCUGGGCGAAUGCUGAGAGAUGGAAAGAAGGAUGUCUCAACUGAUUGCAGUUUAAUAGUAGAGAGACUCUCAAAGUUAAAAAACGAAAUGCUGACCAACAAACAGCUUUCUCAUCUUGAAGACGGCGGUGACGAUGAAUACGAUUGGAAUGCGUUAUGUGACCACAUCAAGACUGCCACUGAAACAGAACCGACGUGGUUCGAAACGUCCUGGCUUUUCGCUGAAUGUUACAUGUACAGGAGGAUCCACGAAGCCAUCGUUCUUAGCUCAGUUUGUAAGGAUUUUGAUCCGUUUGAGGAGCAGAAGCAACAGGCGUACUUUGGAUCGCAGACAUCGAUACUCCAACUUGCGGAAUGUUUCGGUUCGUUCACUGACAGGGCAAAACGGAGUGCCAGCGAGAAAGCAUUUAGUACGUUGAGUGCUGACUUUGAGAGAGCUUUGAAGUUGUCACUUUGGGGCAACAAAACCGACCUUUCGAUCUUAGCAAAAUACGACGGAUCAGAAGACCUCAGCAAGCUACAAACAUCGUCGAUCGACAGCCUGAAACAACUCGAUUCCAAACUGCUAGUCGAUGACACACAUGACACGUUCGACCUUCUUCUCAACUCAAUACAAUCCGAUCCACAAAGAGAGCGAGGGCGCAUCGAUAUCGUGUUAGACAACUCCGGCUACGAACUAUUCAAUGAUCUCUGUCUCGCUGAUUGGCUCUUAUGCGCCGGCUUUGCCACAAUUGUUCAUCUCCACAUCAAGUGUUUUCCCUGGUUCGUAUCCGAUGCGACGAGACGAGACUUCGAUUGGCUCCUCGAUCAACUCCACUCAUCCGACAAUCCUCAUCUUCGUCGAUUGGGCGAGAACUGGCAUGCAUAUGUGAGCUCUGGUAGUUGGAACGUGAGAGAGCACAAGUUUUGGACGCUUCCUCACGAAUUUGUCCACAUGAAGACUCUAGCUUGUGAUCUCUACGAGGGCUUAGCCAAGUCGAAUCUUGUCAUCAUGAAGGGCGAUCUCAACUAUCGCAAACUGCUUGCCGAUCGGCAUUGGCCACAUGAUGUGUCGUUUGUCAAGGGAUUGGAUGGAUUUUCUCCUGCUCCGAUUCUGGCAUUGAGGUCGUUGAAAGCCGAGCUGGUUGUUGGACUGAAACCUGGACAGGAUAGAGACGUGGCGAAGCAAGAUGGAGACUGGAUGAUUAGCGGUCAAUAUGCAGUCGUUCAAUUGCAGAAAUCUAAUGAAAAUAUUUAAUUAGUAUUGAUUAAUUAUUUUUAUUAAUUAUUGAUAUUGAUUAUUGAUUACAGUAUACCAACGUUUUGUUGUGCUGUCCGGGUAUUUCUGUGUAAAUUUAAUUGUGUGACU
Messenger RNA from Corticium candelabrum, 1488 nucleotides. RefSeq names its product damage-control phosphatase ARMT1-like. Gene Ontology annotation, cellular component: nucleus. Gene Ontology annotation, biological process: DNA damage response. Gene Ontology annotation, molecular function: phosphatase activity. NCBI's taxonomy places the organism in Eukaryota, Metazoa, Porifera, Homoscleromorpha, Homosclerophorida, Plakinidae. The transcript has 5 exons. The record is from RefSeq and is a predicted model, not a curated record. Bases 28 to 1377 code for a protein of 449 amino acids.